CCCGGGUAACAGAGAAGCGGCCGCGGCGGUAGAGGCGGCGGAGACGGUUUCUCCAUCUUCCCCCCUCCCCUUCCCCCCUCGGAGUUUCCCUCCCUCCCUCCCUCCCUCCCUCCCAGUCUGGGCACCGGGGUCUGUGGCCGCCUCGUUAGCGGAGAGAAGGCUGCCAGUUCGCUUUGGCGGGCCUGUGCCCCGCGCCGUUCUCGGGGCCUCCCUGCUGAGCCCGAGGCUCACGCCGAGAGGGACACGCAGUGACGAGCGGCCGAAGCAGCUUUGCGGUUUUGUAGUGCAUCCCUGAGCAUGAGCGCAGAAUGAAGCGACGUUUGGAUGACCAGGAAUCACCAGUGUAUGCAGCCCAGCAGCGUCGAAUCCCUGGCAGCACAGAGGCUUUUCCUCACCAGCACCGGGUGCUUGCCCCUGCUCCUCCUGUGUAUGAAGCGGUGUCUGAGACCAUGCAGUCAGCCACGGGAAUUCAGUACUCUGUAACACCCAGCUACCAGGUUUCAGCUGUUCCACAGAGCUCCAGCAGUCAUGGGCCCACCAUAGCAGCAGUGCAUAGCAGCCAUCAUCACCCAACAGCUGUGCAGCCCCAUGGAGGCCAGGUGGUCCAGAGCCAUGCUCAUCCAGCCCCACCAGUUGCACCAGUGCAGGGACAGCAGCAGUUUCAGAGGCUCAAGGUGGAGGAUGCGCUAUCCUAUCUUGACCAGGUGAAGCUGCAAUUUGGUAGCCAGCCUCAGGUCUACAAUGAUUUCCUUGACAUCAUGAAGGAGUUUAAGUCUCAGAGCAUUGAUACUCCAGGGGUGAUUAGUCGUGUGUCUCAGCUGUUCAAAGGCCACCCUGACCUGAUCAUGGGCUUCAACACCUUCUUGCCACCUGGCUACAAAAUUGAGGUGCAAACCAAUGACAUGGUGAACGUGACAACUCCUGGCCAGGUUCAUCAGAUCCCCACCCAUGGCAUCCAGCCCCAGCCUCAACCACCACCCCAACAUCCUUCCCAGCCUUCAGCUCAGUCAGCCCCAGCUCCUGUCCAGCCAACUCCUCAGCCCCCACCUGCCAAAGUCAGCAAGCCUUCUCAACUUCAAGCACAUACUCCAGCCAGUCAGCAGACUCCCCCACUCCCGCCAUAUGCAUCCCCACGUUCUCCACCAGUCCAGCCUCAUACACCAGUGACAAUCUCAUUGGGAACGGGCCCAUCCUUGCAGAACAAUCAGCCUGUGGAGUUUAAUCAUGCUAUCAACUAUGUUAAUAAGAUAAAGAACAGAUUCCAGGGCCAACCGGAUAUCUACAAAGCGUUCCUGGAGAUUUUGCACACAUACCAGAAGGAGCAGCGAAAUGCCAAGGAAGCUGGUGGAAACUAUACUCCAGCGUUGACUGAGCAGGAGGUGUAUGCCCAGGUGGCUCGUCUCUUUAAAAACCAGGAAGAUCUGCUGUCAGAGUUUGGACAGUUCCUACCAGAUGCCAACAGCUCUGUGCUUUUAAGCAAAACAACUGCUGAGAAGGUUGAUUCUGUGAGAAAUGACCAUGGAGGCACUGUGAAGAAGCCCCAACUGAACAAUAAGCCACAGAGGCCCAGCCAGAAUGGCUGCCAGAUCCGCAGGCACUCUGGAACGGGAACCACCCCUCCAGUGAAGAAAAAACCCAAACUGCUCAGCCUAAAGGACUCUUCUAUGGCAGAUGCCAGCAAGCAUGGUGUAGGAACUGAAUCAUUAUUUUUCGAUAAAGUCCGAAAGGCUCUACGGAGUGCAGAAGCCUAUGAAAAUUUCCUGCGCUGUCUUGUUAUUUUUAAUCAGGAGGUGAUUUCUCGGGCUGAGCUUGUGCAACUAGUCUCUCCUUUCCUGGGGAAAUUCCCUGAAUUGUUUAAUUGGUUUAAAAACUUUCUGGGCUAUAAGGAGUCUGUACAUCUGGAAACCUUUCCAAAGGAACGAGCCACAGAGGGCAUUGCCAUGGAGAUAGAUUAUGCGUCUUGUAAACGCUUGGGCUCCAGUUAUCGAGCCCUACCGAAGAGUUAUCAGCAGCCCAAGUGUACAGGACGGACUCCUCUCUGUAAAGAGGUUUUAAAUGAUACUUGGGUUUCCUUCCCUUCAUGGUCUGAGGAUUCCACCUUUGUUAGUUCCAAGAAGACUCAGUAUGAAGAACAUAUUUAUCGCUGUGAAGAUGAACGCUUUGAGCUUGAUGUAGUUUUAGAGACCAAUCUGGCAACAAUCCGGGUUCUGGAAGCAAUACAGAAGAAGCUUUCCCGCUUGUCUGCUGAGGAACAAGCCAAAUUUCGCUUGGACAACACCCUUGGGGGCACGUCGGAAGUCAUCCAUCGAAAGGCACUCCAGAGGAUAUAUGCUGAUAAAGCAGCUGACAUCAUUGAUGGUCUGAGGAAGAACCCCUCCAUUGCUGUUCCAAUUGUCCUUAAAAGGUACCUGAGCAAAUGUCCCCUUCCUGCUAGUAUAUUUCACAGUAGAUUCAGUGUCCCAUUAAAUUAA
Molecule: messenger RNA, 2471 nt
Organism: Galeopterus variegatus (Sunda flying lemur)
Lineage: Eukaryota; Metazoa; Chordata; Mammalia; Dermoptera; Cynocephalidae
Gene: SIN3A
Product: SIN3 transcription regulator family member A
Exons: 13
Coding region: 309-2471 (720 amino acids)
Biological process (GO): negative regulation of transcription by RNA polymerase II
Cellular component (GO): chromatin
Molecular function (GO): transcription corepressor activity
Source: RefSeq, a predicted model, not a curated record